Molecule: messenger RNA, 1437 nt
Organism: Plasmodium fragile
Lineage: Eukaryota; Apicomplexa; Aconoidasida; Haemosporida; Plasmodiidae
Exons: 1
Coding region: 1-1437 (478 amino acids)
Source: RefSeq, a predicted model, not a curated record
AUGAAUAAUGGAUACCUUUUCAUCCUGCUGGCAAUAUUGACAAGGUGGGGCAGCAACCUCCAUUUUGGUUGUACUCCUCAGAAUGAGCACGACAAAACGGAGAGCGCGGUAAGCUCAAGUGGGAUUUUAAAAAACGUCGUCAAGCAUGCCCCCAAAGUGAGUUCCAAAGAAAUUAACGAUAGCGAAAUACGGAUAGCCAAAAUGGCACACGAAGAGGAAAACAAAAGAUUGCAAAAAAUGGGCAAGUGUGCAAAAGAUUAUACAUUACCUUGCCCAAAAUUUUGGAAAAAAAAAAUUAUGAACAAGUCAGAAAAUAUUUGUAUAGCUAGCUCAACGUACAACGGAUUUUGCAACACCCGUCAAUCCUUCGACAAUUUUACACAAACGGAAAAGAUGAAAUUUGAAACUAGUUGUAAUGUAGAAUGGGGGUGCAAAAAUGUCGUAGCGGAUGCAUGCGAAAGUGGGAAAAGAAAUUAUAACGAACCAUGUCCUGAGGGUUUCAUCUCCCAAAAUGACAAUACUUGCGCAGCUGACCUGACUGUGUAUGAUGGCCUCUGCAAUGGAGAAAAAAUAGACUUUACCCAUCUCACCAGUGAGGAAAAACAAAAUUGGAGUGUUGCCUGCGAAGCAUAUUGGCCUUGUUACGUCGAUUGCUCACUGAACAACCAAGCACUCUCCAUGUGUCCUUCGAACUGGAAGCAAAUAAAUUCAUACGAAUGUAUCCCACCUCAUAGUUACAAUGGGCCAUGCAAAGACACCAAAAACUUUAAAUUUUUUAAUGAACUGAUGAAAAUAAAAUUUGAGGAGAAAUGCAAAGUUACUUUUGUGUGCACAGAUUUGUGUGAAAAAAAUUAUCGGCAAGAGUGCCCCUUAAAUUGGAUGAAGAAAAAUGGUUACUGUUUAGCUCCGCCGUCUUUCAACUUGUGCGACAGGAAAAAAUAUUUUUAUAGUAACUUAACGCAGGAUGAGAAGAAGAAGUUCGAGGAGGAAUGCUCAGUUCAGUGGCCUUGUCGAAAGAGCCCCUUUUGUGACAUGGACUGGACCGCUGAGUGUCCCCUUAACUGGGCGAAGGAGGCACCCCGGAAAGGCGGAGACCAGGAGCAGGGCGACAAAUACAAUUGCACUCCCGAUUCAUCCCUGUACAACGGGAAGUGUGCGUUUAUGUCCCUCCCGAACGGCGCUGACGAAGAGACCAAGCGGGAGUUGGCUUCCACGUGCGACACCCCCUGGCCUUGCUCUGCUACAGGCAUUGCUGAAGGCGCUACUGCGGAAGGAGGUCCUCUUCCGCCAUCGGAUGACGAAGGAGUAGAACGACGCGCGCGCGCGGUCACAAAUGGCCCCGUCACUCUUCAAGGCGGCGUGCACACCAGCACGGGGCCCGCCUAUCGCGUGGUCGACAGCCAGGAGGACUUGCCCCUCGCGGACAUCAUGCGUUGA